Megalops cyprinoides (Indo-Pacific tarpon) is the source of this 522-nucleotide messenger RNA. RefSeq names its product lens fiber membrane intrinsic protein-like. Gene Ontology annotation, cellular component: plasma membrane. Gene Ontology annotation, molecular function: structural constituent of eye lens. The transcript has 4 exons. The coding region runs from base 1 to 522 and encodes 173 amino acids. The record is from RefSeq and is a predicted model, not a curated record. NCBI's taxonomy places the organism in Eukaryota, Metazoa, Chordata, Actinopteri, Elopiformes, Megalopidae.
AUGCUGUACACUCUAGCAGGAGGGGGCACACUUUGUGGUGUGGCCGCCCUGGUGCUGCUGAUUGUCUCCACGGCGACUGAUUUUUGGAUGCAGUAUCGUUACUCUGGCAGCUCAGCUAAUCAAGGGCUAUGGAGGUUUUGCAUUAUGCGCAAGUGCCACGCCCACACAAUCACUGUGGCCUUCUGGGAUGCGACUCGAGCCUUUAUGCUGCUGUCUAUUCUGAGCUGCUUCAUUGGAGUGCUGCUGGGCCUCAGCGCCUUCGCCAACGGAACGAGUAGACGAGUAAGAGCUGGAGGAAUCGCACUCAUAAUGUCAGGUUUCCUUGCCCUGCUAGCUUUGGCUAUAUAUACGGGGGUGACUGUUAAUUUCUUCGGCAAGCGGUACCUUGACUGGCGCUUCUCCUGGUCAUACAUCUUGGCUUGGGUGGGCAUCAUCUUGGCCUUUGCUGCAGGGGUGUUCCAGAUGUGUGCCUAUCAGAAGAAUUUUUCUGCGCCACCCGCACCCAAUGACACAGAAAGUUAG